This is a messenger RNA of Tetrahymena thermophila SB210, 3507 nucleotides long. RefSeq lists its product as hypothetical. The record is from RefSeq and is a predicted model, not a curated record. NCBI's taxonomy places the organism in Eukaryota, Ciliophora, Oligohymenophorea, Hymenostomatida, Tetrahymenidae. The transcript has a single exon.
AUGAGAGCCAUCAGAGUUUUAAAAUAGCUGAUGCAAAAUUUAGAAAAUAGUCAGCUACAUAGUACUGAAAAAAGAGAUUAAUUUGCUGAUGUUAUUAGUUUAAAUAAUAUUCCUCCUACUGAUUCUUUAGGUUUAAGUAGUAGAAUAAUUAAUGUUUUAAAGUCUGAUUUAUUAGUUCUCUGUCGUAUUUAAAAGCAGCUAGAGUUAGGUGAAGUUAACCCAUUUUAGGUUUAAUUAAAUGCAAAUGAUUAAGAUAGCUCUAAUAAUUAAAUAGCACCUGUGAGUUAGUAGGAUAAUGAUUUAAUCGAAAAAAUAAAUGAAUGGUAUAAUGAAAAUAAUAAAAUUAAAAUUAGUUCAAUAAUUGAGCUUAUCAAAAUGUGUGUAAGAAAAGUUGAGAAAGGUGAAGAUAUUGAAAUUCAAAAAUUAGUUAAUGCUUAUGACCCAGAAUAUGGUUUGCUGUUUUGCCAUUUAUUUUGUUUAGCAAUAGAACAAGUGUUAAAUUUUACUAAAUUAAUCUAGAUUGAAGAAAUAAUAGCUAAAUGCUUAAAUCGUAUGAUUGAUGGCAUUAAUUUUUAGAAUAUGCAAUAUUUAGAAACAAUUAUUUCUGAUAAUUUGAAGAAACUCGAGCAAGUAAUGCUAAUAACUAAUUAAUACCUUCCAGAGCAGCAUUCGAUAGUUGUCAUUUUUGAAAAAUAUAAUAAUUUGUUGCAGAAGCUAUCAGUAUAAAACUCUAUUUUUUACUCAAACAACUAAGUUAUCCCAAAUUUCAAUGAUCUUCAGGGUAUAAUCAUAAAAAUAUAAGAUUAUUUAUAUAACCCUUCACCAAUCAAGUCUAAUUAGGAUUAAUAGUUUAUUGUUGCUUAAAUUCUAGAAGAAACAUUAGGAAUUUUUAAUGGUGCCUUCUAAAGGUUUUAAAACAUCUAGCUCGACCAUAAAUCUAGACAUAUACUUUAUGAUAGAAUAGAAAAAAUCAUAGUAACAUGCCAAAUGUCUCCUUAAUACAUAUAGUACUAAUAGCACAAAGAUUAAACAAAUUCAGUUACUCCCAAGUAUUCAUUACAUUACAAUUUAAAUGAAAGCAGCUUUUAUAGUUAAAAUAGUAAAACUAUGAGUAGUAUGUCUUAUUUAAAAAAGAGAACUUCUACUAUUUAGCAAGAUUACAAAAUACUCCUUAACACCCUCAAAAGAAUAGGAGAAUAUUUGAUAUCUAAAAACGACAAUGUUAUAGUCCUUAAAGACAACAACAACUAAAUUAAUUAUAUCUGCAAACAUAAUUAAAACGACUUUUCUAAUCCCCUAGAGAAGCUAAUAAACUCUCAAAAUAAUUACAUCUAAAAUAGUGAAACUGAAUUAAGCGAUUAAAAAUAAAAUGGUAAAAACUAUUCCUAAAUAUAUAAAUAAAUUGUUUUGAACAGCAAAUACUUUAAUCAUAUUAUGAAGAAUAAACAAAUUUACGAGUAAUAAUUGUAAAAUAUUAUUUAUAAACGAAAUUAAUAUGAGAAAGAAGGAGCCUAAAUAUUGUUGGGGUUGAAAAGUGCUUUAAUUAUUGAAAUAAACGAUUAAAAUUUAGAGUAAAUCUUGCUGGAUAACAAUUCUUCUUUGGUAAUUACAAUCACUGACAAGCUUAGUGGAGAAUAAAUUUGUGAAACAUCUCUUAAAUCUAAUAUAAAUUCAAUUCAACUUGAGUUACCUUUUUCAAUACUACCAUGCAAUCUCUAAAUUUUAGAAAAAUAGCACAAAAAUUCAUAAGACUAGAAGAAUAAUUCUAUAGACUCUAAUCUGUAAGAAAAUACAGAAUAAUUGAUCUAAAAUGAAAGUUAAUCUUAUCUUUUAUUUGAAAAAGAUAUUUGCUUAACUCAAUUCAUUAAUACAUAUUUAAGACUUAAAAAUGAAAGUUAUAAAAAUUCCACUCAAAUUAACUUAAAAGAAUUUAUUGAUUCAAGUCUAGAUUUAGAUCGGUCCCAAUCGCCUUAACUAAGUAGUAUUGACAUCUCAUAUAGUCCUGAAAUGGAAAUAAACUAGGCACCCGUUUUUCCAGUUUUUUAGAAUGCCCUUCAAUCAUAUUCGCUAUCUCCAAGCAGAAGUAAAAGAGUUUCAUAAGAUACAAUAUAUAAGGGUAGUCUUAAAAGUAUUGAAGAAGAAAACUACUCAUCUAUUUCUGCUAAUAACAUAGAUAUGCUUAAAGAUAAAAAAAGACUGAAAGGUGAAAAAAAAUAAAGCUAACAAGAGCCGAGUUCUAUAAGAUAUCCAUUAAAUUAAGAUUUUAUUAAGGAUUCUGAAAAAUCAAAGCAUCCACCUUAAAAUAUGUGCAAAAGCAAAGAAGAAUAAUUUACUAAGUUUAGAUUUUUUAUAGAAACUAAACAAAUAUAAGCAAAAGAAAAUAAUUUUAAAAAUAAAAAUAUUCUUCUCAACAAAGAAUUACCUGUUAAUCAAAGCCUUGAAAUUGACGAAGUUAACUUAUUUAAGGAUAAAAAUAUUUAAAAUAAAAAUAUAGAAAAAUAAUCAUAAAGAUAAAAUAACUAAAAAAAGAAAAAUUUUAAUCUUCCUGAUAGCGAUUAUCAAGAUUUAUCGAAGCAAACAAAUUUUAAUGAUAGCUAUCUUAAUAAUUCAAUGCAAAAAACAAGAUCAUAAUUUGGAUCAUAGGAUAGUCUGAAUGAUAGGUAAGAAGAGAAAGCUCAAAAAGAUUUAAAUCCAAAAACGAAGUAGUUAAAAUAAAUAAAUUUUAUAAAACCUUCAUAAAAUAAUGUAAAUAACCAUGUUAUUCCUCAAUAAAUAAACUAAAAAUUGAAAAAUAAAUAAAAUAUUGAAAAAAAUUAACAAAACAAAUUAUAAAAAAUAAAUCAAUUAUCACCUUUAUCUAAUACAUAAAAGUUAAAUUUAACAAAUAAAAGCAACUAGUCUUCUAUCGAUAAUAGCAUGAUUAGUUUCCCGAAUUCUAAGAGAAACUCUUAAUUAUAAAAACAUGAUUUCUUUUAAAAUUCGUCAAUAAACACAAGUGUGGUAUCGAUACAAUAUAGUCAGAAUGACUCUUUAUAACCUUAUUAAUAACAUUUACAAAUUGGAAAAUCUAAAAUUUUGGAAAAAUAAAGUUCUAAUUCAAGAAUAAAAAGCAACUAUUAUUAUAGUUUAGAAUAAUCUAAAGAAAAUAUCACUAUUUUUCAGUAAAAGAAUUACAACUUGAUUCAUAAUAAUACUAAAAUUCAUAAAACUUCUGUCUUAAAAAAUAUCAAUUAAAAAGAUAAUAUGUUAUAAGUUAUAUAAAAUAAAGAUAAAAGAUCUAAGUCAGUUUAACCUCAUUAAAUAAGCAACUUAAAUAAAUUAGAUAAUUUAGCAAAUAGUGUAAAUUAAGUUUCCCAAAAUACAAACCAAAAUUAGUUUAAAAUGAGAAAUUAAAAGCUCAAACUAGAAGACGAAAACAAUUUAGAUUUUGAUGUUAAUACUUAGAUAAAAUCAUUCUAUGGAGUUUUACACGAGUUAAAAACUACAAAAAUAAACAUAGAUAUGUGA